GAAACUCACUCAGUCUCAUAAGAGCGGAUCAUCUUAAAAGAUCACUAAAAAUUCAAGCUCAAGAAGGACUAACUGCAGAUUAACAUGGGCCAGAUCUGUUGUUCUGGUGAGAACUCAAAAAAGACCUCAAAUAAGAAAGUUGUAAAUUCUCUGAAAGAUGGACUGAGCUCCAUCAACAGAGUCUAUGAGGCUCUUAUUGAUGGAGAUGUAGAUCCUCUUAACUAUGAAUGCACCAGAGAGCAGAUUGUUCGGGCGGAGCAGAGUCUGGACCAGUCAGAAAAAGCAGCAAGUAAAGGGCUGAAGGGUUUGGAUAAAGAUAUUGAGACCCUCACACUCGAUGAGGGAAGACUUGAGCAAAUGUUGAAAGAAACAAAAGACACUUUAGAGAACCUGAGAACAAAGCAAGAGUCAAAUGAAGCCUUACUGAGGCAGUCUGAAGAAUCUCUGGAGGAGGUAACAAGACAUCUUAACUCAGCAAAGGACAAAGUUCAGGCACUAGAAGAAAGGAAACGGAAUGCUGAGAUUGUGUGGGGUGUGGGAGCAGGACUGCUUGCUAUACCAGUUGUUGGAUGGAUUGCUGGUCCUAUCAUGAUGGUUCACGGAGCAGCAGAACAUAAUCAAGCUUUAGAAGCUCUAAAAGUGGCUGAAGAGGAGAUGAGUAACUGUGCAGAUCAAGUGGAGAAGUACAGAAGUAAAGUCUCUAAAUACAACUCCAAGAUUUCCCAGACCGAGCGCGAAAUCAAAAAGAAACAUGAUAAGAUAAAGCAGAUCCAUAAAAAGAUCCCAGAGUUGAAGAGGGAGAGAGCUGUUGUAGCUGAGUUACAGAGCAAUCUGAGAAAAGCUGUUCACAUCCUGAGCACUCUGAGUGGGAAAGCUAACGUUGUCGAGUGUCAGACUCGCAGCUUUGUCCUCCUGGAGCCAGUAAUGAAGGUAAUGGAAGAUGUGAUUAAGUCAGCAGGAGAUAUUGCGGAGAGUCAGUUCCUCUCUGAUAAAGGAAUACUAAGGCUUCUUGAUACGAUGAGGGAGAAACAUAAUGUGGCAGUUCGUAUGAUAAGGGAGAAACAAAGCCUGGAGGCCAGUAGUGACGCCUGUGAAAUGUAUACUUGAUUUUGAUUCAUUCUGGAAUGAUAACUCAAAUAAGACUGUAGAUAAAAAACAUUAAAUGUCUGUACAUAUAAAUGACAUGUACCAUUGCUAACAAUAUUACUAAUAAUAAUAAUAACUAACAAAACAAUAAUUACAAAUAAUAAUAUUGUAUUCCAUAUCAGUGAUAAGUGUAAUGUUAUUGGUAGUGAUGGGAGCGAUCUGGGAAGCCCCCACCCAUGGAUUCUGGACGUGUAUAUCCUUUAAUCUACACUUAUAUCCUUGUAUUUGAUGAUUAUGACCAUUCAAUAAAUAUAAUCAUUUAACUGUAAUCAUUAGCAAAACAUUGUGCAGACACACCACAGUUUUUAUAUUUAAAAUCUCUUAUUCCACUUGGAUCUUUGUGUUGUUAGAAUAUCAUGUUCAUUAAGAAGAGGCAAGGUUGUUUCAUGUUGUGAGAGGAUGCAAGGACAAGAUGUUGACAACUGCAAAGGGAGAUAGACCCUCUACUUAGAUAGCCUACGCACGCCUGUUCUACGCGGCGCAAAGUCGCAGACAGGCCAGAAGACACUGAAGACCCCAGGAAUGGACAACAACAUGCUGUUUGGACUUUGUGACGUAUAUCUUGUUGAUGCAACAUAUGUAAUUCAUUGUCAUGUGUAAUCAGUAGUGUAAUGUUGAUACAUUUGAAGAACUAAUCCUAGAGACAAUUAUGUCAAUAUUGUUCCUGUAAUACUUUUGUCUUAUUUUCUUACUUUUUGUCUGAUUCAUCUACUGGUGUGUCUGUAAUAAUACAAUGAUUUUCUUCAGUAAAUUUUAUUCUAAAUGGGA
Astyanax mexicanus (Mexican tetra) is the source of this 1914-nucleotide messenger RNA. RefSeq lists its product as uncharacterized. The record is from RefSeq and is a predicted model, not a curated record. The transcript has 4 exons. Lineage: Eukaryota; Metazoa; Chordata; Actinopteri; Characiformes; Acestrorhamphidae. Bases 85 to 1107 code for a protein of 340 amino acids.